AUGGAACAAUGUGAAAGUGAGCCUGAAUCGAAACCUGAAUCGAAACGCAGUCCAACGAAAAGAACUGCGGUCGUGCAGUUACCGGUAGAGGUGAUUUCGUCGAUUGAUCAAGGAUCAUUCGUGAACGCAGCAGAUAAGGAUUUAUUAUCAGAGACUUAUUAUCAUGGAAUAAUCGAACAAGAUGAAAUCAAAAAGCUUUUGUCGAAAAAUGGCGACUUCUUGAUCUGUAUUGUUGAAGGAGACACUGUGGAGAGAAUCGUGUGGGCUGUAAGGUUCGAUGGAUCACCUCGAUAUAUCGCAAUAGUACGUACAGCAGAUUCUAAAUAUGGAGUGCUAAAAGACAGAUAUUUCGACAAGAUCCCAGAUAUGAUCAAAUAUUAUGUCACAACACGAGAGCCUAUCCAUGCCUCUCUCAAGAUCACUGUUAAAAGAGCAAUUCAUCAUAAAGAUUGGUUGAUAUCACAUGACCGAGUAAGACUUGAAGAGGAGAUUGGUAAAGGUGCGUUUGGCAGCGUUUAUAAGGGCAUUCUUCAAGUAGGGCACGACUUUAUGACGGUUGCCGUCAAGACUUAUGCUGGGCAUGCCAGGGAUAGAUCGAAGGCUGCUUCAUUUUUGCAGGUGAAUUAUUAUUAUUAUUACUGCACUCCAAUAGUGUUGUGA
Messenger RNA from Anisakis simplex (herring worm), 660 nucleotides. Lineage: Eukaryota; Metazoa; Nematoda; Chromadorea; Rhabditida; Anisakidae. The record is from the annotation of a GenBank genome assembly.